UAUAUCGCGGAUCUUCUGAGAAGUCCCGCAGCAAGAGGGAGCCGGCGUGGAGGAAAGAAAGUUCCUAUUUGAGCAACUUAACCUUACAGAAUGCUCGUAUAUAAAUGUUUUCUUACGACCACUCUCACUUUCAUUUGUGCAGUAUAAUGUGUUAGCGGCAGGUGCGUGAUAUGCCGCGUGUGUUCGUGGUCGUCGUAGCGGUGCUCCUGGUGCUCAACCCCAGCCACGCGUUUUGCUGGCUCCUUUCGGACUUAUUCUUCCCCAACGCCAACUCCACCACCGUCGGGGGGACCGUUUCGAAUGCAACUCUGGACAAUUCUUCCGAAAUUGCUGAAUUGACUGAGGAACCAGUCGAAUCAACCACCAUCAAUGCAGAGGAAGCAGUCGGUGAAAAAAACAAAACCAGUAAUUCGAGACUCCUAGAAUUGUUUGAAAAGGAAUUUUUGGGCAGGGCCAAUAUUAACCCGACUUUUAAUGAUUUAGAAGAGAAUAAUGCCAUCGAUUCCGGAACUGGUCGAAAGGGGAAAAUGCUGAUCAAUGCCCCAGACCGGCGCUGCAACAAAACCAACGAACGUAAAGACCGAUUCGGCCGGUGCAGAAAGUUUUUGGAUUAAAUUUUAUAUAAAUUAAGAGUGAUUUUUCCGAGUUUGAAGUGAGACUCAAAUGUGUGGCAACUGGAUAAAUCCAGACCAAUCGUAACGACUGCGGCAAGUGUGCCGCUCAUCACGCACGAGGCCGCGCGACCUUUGGCUCAGUCAACAUGAGAUCGGCUUUGUUGGCGCUCCUCUUCUUCGCAGCUGCGGCCGCCGCUGAUGACUCGUUCGUCUUUCGGGACGACUCCGCCGAAAAGAGGAGACCUUCCUCAUCCUCCCUCAUCGAAACGAGGUUGCGCCAAACGAAGUCCAGCACGACCACCGGCCGCCCGCGGGUGGUGGACAGGGACGCCGUUGUAAUGCCCGACCAGGUCUCUCAGAGGUCCACCACCUCUUCCAUAUCAGUUUCCAAGUUGAGAGCGACGACCCAUCAUUAUCGGCACCACUCCACGACAACGGCGCCUCCUGGGAACAGCUCGGAUGUGAUUUUGGACACAAGAGUGAUGGCGAACGCGCCGAACAGAGAUUGCGAAGAGGGCUAUGUCAGAAAUAUGAGAAGUGGAAAGUGCAAGAAGAUGACUGUCGUACCGUUGACCUUCAAGUCGCGCGGCUUGUUUUCACUUCAUUGCCGUUAUUACGCUUAUUCAGAGGCAUCUCAUCUCUAGUUGUUAUGCAACUUGGCAGAACACAAUACAAGCCAGCGCAUCUUCUUGAAUUCAGCUAUAAGAUAUUAAACAUUUUACAGUUCUCUAAAUUCUCUAAAUUUCAAUAAAAAUUGACAUUUAAAAACAAAUUAUUAC
Messenger RNA from Neocloeon triangulifer, 1393 nucleotides. RefSeq lists its product as uncharacterized. The transcript has 2 exons. The record is from RefSeq and is a predicted model, not a curated record. The coding region runs from base 761 to 1258 and encodes 165 amino acids. Lineage: Eukaryota; Metazoa; Arthropoda; Insecta; Ephemeroptera; Baetidae.